AUGUCCAGCACAACUUUCACUUGGAUCGGGUUAUUGCUGAUCGUUUUCUUAACAGUCGUAGACGGUCGUCUAACACAUUCGUUGUCGAGUGUCAAUGGCGGCUCAGAUUGCGCAACAUGCUCAAUUAUAUUAGGUCUUGUUGACCGUCUUGCCAUCGUUUAUAACGAAAGUGCAGCCCAAGCACUGGAAAGAUUAUGCUCAUAUUUACCGGGUGAUUUCAAAGUCUAUUGCAAGACUGCAGUGGAUGUUCUAGGUCCACUUAUCAUUGAUGGCUUUAUCAAAGGAGAUAAUCCAGAUGUAAUAUGCCAUGCGUUGAAAUUUUGUCAUGACGAUCCUGGACAACCGAAAUGUCGAACCUAUCCAUCGAAAUCGUCUCUAUCUUUGUCACAACGUGCUUUACAUCUACGUCAACAACAUCCGCGCAUUGACUCACUUUUAGCAACACCAAAAAUUUGUCAAAUUCCUGGUAUUGCAGAAAUCUGUAAGAUAUUAGAGAAUGUCUUUAACAAUCAUGAACCGUUGGUCGAUCUUGAUCAUGAUCAAUUCGGGACCGAAGUAACAUUUCGAGGCACCUCAUGGCGAGGAAAAGAUUGCGACGACUUCUCGUCACACAUCCACCCUGGUGCUCGUGCUUCACAAGGUGACAGUGUUCUUGAUCACAACUGUAACGGCAUCUUCGGUAUGAAUUCAGCAACUGGACAACCAUGGGAAGAAGAGAUGUGCAAUGAUACACAACGAAUGGGUAUUGCUGUGCUUGGCGAUUCGAUCUCUGCUCAUUUUCACAUUCCGGAACAGUGGCUGGACGCUUCUCAAUUCUCACCACAAGCAUUUGAGCAUUUGAUGUUUAUAUUGGAAAAUGAGCUGGAUUGGCCACAAUUAUCAGCAAGUACUGGUCAUGUUAAUGUUAGCUGGCCGAACAUACAAGGACCAACGCGAUCAUUAUAUGGUCGUUUGUUUGAUCGUGACCAUUGUAAUCAUCGUGAUUAUCAAAAUAUUGCCGUCAACGGAGCUCGUAGUAGUACCAUGAUUAAUAUUAUGAAAUCGCUUGCACGGCAACCAAAAGAUGAUGUACCACUUCUUGUCAUUUACUCUUUAGUCGGUAAUGAUGUAUGCAAUGGGCAUCCGGAUACUAUCGAUCAUAUGACCACAGUCGAAGAAAUGUACAAAAACGUUAUGGCUGCACUAACUUAUCUCGAUACAGUCUUACCAAAAGGUAGUCACGUUUUGACGACUGGACUUGGCAACGGUAGUAUGUUAUACGAUCUUUUACACACUCGUUUACAUCCACUCGGCCGCGUUGGACCACCACUCACCUAUCCUCAAAUGUACGAUUACUUGUCGUGCUUACAAAUUUCUCCUUGUAAUGGCUGGCUUUCGUCGAAUGACACCCUUCGAGAAUUGACCACCGAACGAGCUGUUCAAUUAUCGGGUGCGGUUCGAAAUGCUACAUUCACUUACAACGCUAAGAACUAUGAUGUUGCUUAUCUUGAUUUUCCAUUUGACCAAGCUAUUCAAGAAUGGGAAGCGCAAGGUGGCGAACCAUGGCAAUUAAUCGAAAGUGUCGACGGUUUCCAUGUGAACCAAUAUGGACAUGCAAUCAUCUCUGAUAUUAUAUGGUCGUGGUUACAAAAGGAAAAGCCGCAAUGGUUGCCACCCGUAAAUCCACAUAAUGCUGACAUUGAACGUGUAUUUAAAGACCAAGGUGGAUACUAA
Adineta ricciae is the source of this 1713-nucleotide messenger RNA. NCBI's taxonomy places the organism in Eukaryota, Metazoa, Rotifera, Eurotatoria, Adinetida, Adinetidae. The record is from the annotation of a GenBank genome assembly.